CUACAAUCGCAUUUGUAAAGUCUGCGAGCGGACCUAACGUUUUGAAUGAUGUGGCAACUUCAAGACUUGAAAAUGAUAUUUUUUGGACUUUACCUUCAGAGCCUUUAAUUCCAAUGAAGACAUCGUUACCUGAUCUAAAAACGAUUGCUGAUAAUCCUAGCAUCUAUGGUUUACCCGUCAAUUCUUUAAUUGGCACCUUAAUCACUCCAUGCACGGCACCAUCUAGAGUUCAAGAUAGUGCAAGCCUUUUCACUUUCCCUGUCACAACUGCCACUAAUGGGAAAGAUAUUUUCCCUGUAGCAGGAGAACUUUUUGUUGGUAAAAGAAUGGUGCAGAUCGUUGACAAAGAGAUUGAAUGGCUUUUCCCCGUUUCAGAAAACGCCAACAAUAAAGAAAACCAAAGUACCUGCGAAUCACCCAACAAAAGACCUGUAGGCCAAGCAGAUCUCAAUGAAGAAAGUCCUCCAGACCUGUCAACAAGAAGAACAACAAUGUUUCAAAAUGCAAUAAAUGCAGUCGCCACAAGCAGUAAAGGGAAGAACGCGCUGACUUGA
This is a messenger RNA of Entrophospora candida, 554 nucleotides long. The record is from the annotation of a GenBank genome assembly. Lineage: Eukaryota; Fungi; Glomeromycota; Glomeromycetes; Entrophosporales; Entrophosporaceae.